AUGCAAGACUACCCACAAGGCCCCGGAAGGCCACCAUACUCUCCCCAACACCAACGCAGCCAUCCUCCCUCGCCAUCCAUGCAUCGAAACCCGAGUCCGACAGCUCAACGAUCUGCAUACUAUGAUCCUUUGUCCGACUCAAUACCUGGUCGCAACCAUGCGCCAGAGUCUGCAGACAGACAUCGCGAGAGCAACGGAUACCACUACGACACACCUGGACGUCCACGAGGUACCAGCCACUCUUCGCAUCCAGGCCCUCAGCUGGCUCCCUUGACCCCGAUGAAUGCUCCACUACCUCCUUCAUCACCAUCAUACCACUCUCGUCCUAGUGCUGCGCCCGCAGACACGCAAACACCAAACCCUCCAGCACGCUCCUCUAACCCCAUGUCGGUUUCCAACAUCCUUUCAGAUAGUGGCCCUUCAGAACCUCCGCCGCCUCCAGCUCCUACAGCAACUGCUCCUUCGAGAUCACCAGAAAGAGCGCGCGAGCCUGUCAAACCAUACCUUGCUCCUCAUCCCGUACCUGUACCUGAAGCCUACCCUGCACCCGCCGCUCCUGCAAUCGACUCCAGCAACAUCAAGCGUGAGCGUAAUGGCGACGUUCCUUCAGCGCCUGCACCGGCGACCAACUAUCCGACCGGUCCCCCAGGUUUGACCAUCGAAGCCACUGAAGAGGCAUACGCCGAGAUUGAAAGAGCCGACAUGAGCGAUGUGGACGCACCUGGAUUCGAAGGUCCUCAAGUCGCUUGGGUUCAAAGGUCUGCCAAGCGCAUGGUCGAGAUUGAACAAAAGGAAAUGGGCAAACGAAAGAAACGCAGACAAGCUUCCACCAAGAUGUAUCUCGAAAUCUUCGACGCAAACGCAAACCUAGCCAAGGAUCACUUUGUCGCCGCGCACGAAAAGCAAGCCGAAGAGGAGGUGCGUGUCAAGGAUGCCGAAGAUGAAAAGGAACGCAAGAAGGACAUGCAACGGAAGCGCCGGCGCGAAAGGACCCUAGCCAACGAAACGGCCAAACGCGACGAAGCCAUUGAAAAGCUCAAAGACCUCGACGAUGAUGAAGAAAAGAACCGCCUGCUCAAGGACGUCCAGAAAUAUGGUAAGAAGAUACGGAAUACCGAAGACCUCCUACACGGCCGCCUUCCUAGCAAAGCUCUCCUUGGAGACUCGCCCGGGCCUCCCGACCUCGAAGGAGGCUUCAUGUCGUCUUUCCAAGCUAAUGACGACCUUACAACAGACGCGAAAGCGAAGAAAGGCGCUAAAGGAUAUCGUCCCCGAAAGAGCAAGGCCCAGAAACAAGCCGAGAAGGACAGCGCCGCUCAAGCACAAGCCCUCAUGGACCGCGGCGAAGACAUGCCCCCGAUUACCCCGAGAGAAGAACUGCGACUCAGAAGCCUGCGGGGUACCUCUAGUGAUGGUAUGGAAGGCACUCCUAUGGAGGACAUCGAGCCGGGUGAGAAGACAUACGAACAACUCUAUCGUGAAGCUUGGAAGGACAUCUCAGUAGGCGCGUCCAAGAUUGCUCGCACCAGACUUCAGGCUCUUGAAGUCAAGCAAGGUAACAUGCGCAAGACGGCCCAGCUGGCUUCCAAGGAGGCCCGUCGUUGGCAGCUCCGUACCAACAAGAGCACCAAAGAUGUACAAGCUCGCGCAAAGCGUGCCAUGCGUGAGAUGCUGUCCUUCUGGAAGCGCAACGAGAGAGACGAACGUGAUCAACGCAAGAUGGCUGAGAAAGCAGAGCUGGAGAACGCCAAACGUGCCGAAGCCGAGCGCGAAGCAAACCGCCAGAAGAGAAAGCUGAACUUUUUGAUCUCUCAAACCGAGCUGUACUCACAUUUCAUUGGCAAGAAGGUCAAGACGGACGAAGUCGAAAACUCGACAAACGACACCUCCGUUGCAGAUCAGACCACGAGGCCUGGCCCAACCAAUGCCAACACGAUCGAUCUGCCCGACAGCGUUGCAGACCUCAGUACCAAGGUCACGAACUUCGAAGACCUCGACUUCGACGCAGAAGACGAAACUGCUUUGCGACAGGCUGCUAUGGCCAACGCUCAGAACGCAGUUCAGGAGGCACAAGACAGAGCACGCGCAUUCAACCAGGACCCCAAUGGAGAGAACAAGAUGUCACAAUUCGACGACGGCGAGAUGAACUUCCAAAACCCUACCAGUCUGCAAACCAUGGAUGUCUCGCAACCGAACAUGCUCACCUGUCAGCUCAAGGAGUACCAACUCAAGGGUCUCAACUGGCUGGUCAAUCUGUACGAGCAAGGCAUCAACGGUAUCCUGGCAGAUGAGAUGGGUCUUGGAAAGACUGUCCAGUCCAUCUCGGUCAUGGCAUACCUGGCCGAGGUCCACAACAUCUGGGGACCCUUCCUUGUUAUCGCUCCGGCUUCAACACUGCACAAUUGGCAACAAGAAAUCGCCAAGUUCGUACCUACUCUCAAAGUCUUGCCAUACUGGGGUAACGCAAAGGACCGAAAAGUUCUGCGAAAGUUCUGGGACCGCAAGCACAUCACAUACAAUCGCGAGUCCUCCUUCCACGUCUUGGUUACAUCGUACCAGCUUGUGGUGCAGGAUACGCCAUACUUCCAGAAAAUCCGCUGGCAGUACAUGAUUUUGGACGAAGCACAAGCCAUCAAGUCUUCUUCAAGUUCAAGAUGGAAGGCUUUGCUCGGCUUCCACUGCCGUAAUCGUCUGCUCUUGACCGGUACACCUAUCCAGAACAACAUGCAAGAAUUGUGGGCUUUGCUCCAUUUCAUCAUGCCGAGUUUGUUUGAUUCGCAUGAUGAGUUCAGUGACUGGUUCUCGAAGGAUAUCGAGAGUCACGCGCAGAGUAACACGAAGCUCAACGAGGAUCAGCUCAAGAGAUUGCACAUGAUCCUCAAGCCUUUCAUGUUGCGUCGUGUCAAGAAGCAUGUCCAGAAGGAACUUGGCGACAAGGUAGAGAAGGACGUCUACUGCGACCUUACAUACCGUCAACGAGCUCUGUACGCCAACCUGAGAAACAAGAUUAGUAUUCUUGAUCUCAUCGAGAAGGCGGCUGUUGGAGAUGAUCAGGACACUGCAACCUUGAUGAACCUUGUAAUGCAGUUCCGUAAAGUCUGUAACCACCCCGACUUGUUCGAGCGCGCAGACACCACGUCACCACUUGCUCUUUCGUAUUGGGCGGAGACAGCUUCCUUCAGCAGAGAAGGCAACUUUGUAAACCUGGCAUACUCGGUGCGCAGCAUGAUCGAAUACUGGCUUCCCAAACAGCUUGGCACCGAGGGCGGUCGAUUGGACUUGGCUGGACCCGACAACUUGCGUGCUGGCUGGAGAAACAAAUGGCUGAAAAACAUGAUGAGCAUCUGGGACUCCGACCACAUCAAGCAAAAUACCAAGAACGCUGACGCUUUCUCGUGGUUGCGCUUCGUAGAUCAGUCAGCAAGUGAGGUUUCCAGAGCAGCUCGUACUGGCAUUUUCGAUCGAGCAGUUGAGCUUGAGCGUCAAUCAAAACGCCGUACCUUCUUCCAGCAAGGCGACUAUCUGGAUGCCGAGGAGCGAUAUGUACCUGCGCACUCCAUGCUCAACGUGGUUCAACACUCUAAGCCAAACUUGCUUCCGGAUGUGUCAGGCGAUAGCUAUCUGAGCAAUCUGAUGAACGUCUCUCGCAUGGCUGUCAAGGAGACUGGCUACAGCGACAUUGAGCCAUGCUCUCUUCCAGCAGCAGCUGCACCUCCGAUCGAGUUGGUGUGCCCCAGCCAACAUUCAAUUGUAGAAAAGGAGACUACAUUCUUCAACACCUCCAUCCGAAGCACGCUCAACCCUAUCACAUUGGAGACCGAGCAAGCUUUACUGUCAAACAAGGUCGCACCGUCUGAUUACCCUAUCACCAACAUGUUGCCUGAGCCCAUCAACAAGAAGCAAGGAUACACCACCAUCGAGGUCCCGAGUAUGCGUCGCUUCGUCACAGACUCUGGCAAGCUGGCACAAUUGGACAAGCUUCUUAGAGAACUCAAGGAGGGCGGUCACCGUGUGCUACUCUACUUCCAGAUGACGCGUAUGAUUGAUUUGAUGGAGGAGUACCUCACAUACCGCAACUACAAAUACUGCCGUCUUGAUGGUUCGACAAAGCUGGAGGACCGUAGAGAUACAGUCGCAGCUUUCCAGUCGACACCCGAGAUCUUCGUCUUCCUUCUCAGUACCCGUGCUGGUGGUCUCGGUAUCAAUCUUACCUCCGCGGACACUGUCAUCUUCUAUGACAGUGAUUGGAACCCCACUAUCGAUUCGCAAGCCAUGGAUCGUGCUCAUCGUCUCGGACAGACAAGACAGGUCACAGUCUAUCGUCUCAUCACACGUGGCACUAUUGAAGAGCGUAUUCGCAAGCGUGCUUUGCAGAAGGAAGAAGUUCAACGUGUGGUCAUCACCGGUGGCGCUGGUGCUACUAGUGGCGACAAGGGUGUUGACUUCAACGGUCGCCCUACCAGAGAGAAUCGCACGAAGGAUAUCGCUCUGUGGUUGGCCGACGACGACCAAGCAGCUGAAAUCGAGCGCAAAGAGGCCGAAUUUGCCGAACAAGAGGCCAAAGAACCCAACAAGGCCAAGAAGAGAAAGGCUCCUACGAAGAAGAAGGAAAUCAGUAUGGACGACAUGUACCAUGAAGGCGAGGGCCAAUUCGACGACGAUCACAGUAACAAGCCAUCCGGAGCAGCUACACCAGUGCCUGCAGGGGACGGUCCUCCAUCGAAGAAAGCCAAGAAAAACACUGGCAAAAAGGCGAAGACUGUCAAGCAGCGUCUUGCGAUAGCCGACGGCGAAGUGGAUGGCGGUAUGGCUUCAUAA
This is a messenger RNA of Aureobasidium pullulans EXF-150, 4818 nucleotides long. RefSeq lists its product as uncharacterized. The coding region runs from base 1 to 4818 and encodes 1605 amino acids. Gene Ontology annotation, cellular component: nucleus; Ino80 complex. Lineage: Eukaryota; Fungi; Ascomycota; Dothideomycetes; Dothideales; Saccotheciaceae. Gene Ontology annotation, molecular function: histone binding; ATP binding; DNA binding. The transcript has 5 exons. Gene Ontology annotation, biological process: DNA-templated transcription; DNA repair; chromatin remodeling. The record is from RefSeq and is a predicted model, not a curated record.